This is a messenger RNA of Cooperia oncophora, 1317 nucleotides long. NCBI's taxonomy places the organism in Eukaryota, Metazoa, Nematoda, Chromadorea, Rhabditida, Trichostrongylidae. The record is from the annotation of a GenBank genome assembly.
AUGUUCUCGUUUCAGGCUUUGUCACCAUCGAUAACGCCUUCGCAACAAAACAGCGCUUACCCUGCAAGUGCCUAUCACGGUGGAUCUCAGAACGGUGGAGAAAAAGCCUCAUUUACCGGACUCGAUAACGGAGCUUUUCAAGAAGCAGAAGUGGAUUUGUCCGUUCAACCAUCUUGUGCACCUGCGACUACGGAAGGCUCAUUACCCAGUAAAUGGUCCGUUUCACUGAGUGACUUCCGUCUUCUCACUGUUAUCGGUCGUGGCUCUUAUGCGAAGGUGGUGCAAGCGGAACACAUAAAAACGAAAGAAAUUUAUGCCAUAAAGAUAAUCAAAAAACAAAUGUUCAAUGAAGAUGAGGACAUUGAUUGGGUGCAAACGGAAAAAUCAGUGUUCGAAGCCGCUUCGAACUAUCCUUUCCUAGUAGGGCUGCACUCUUGUUUUCAGGGGCCUAAUUUUGUAGACUCGAAUUAUAAGACCGGAAUCACGACUCAUUCUUGUAACAUUGAGUUUGUACCUGGUGGAGAUUUGAUGUUUCACAUGCAGCGUCAGCGUAAACUUCCUGAAGACCAUGCACGAUUCUACUCGUGUGAAAUCAUCCUGGCUCUACACUUCCUUCAUUCCCGUGGCAUCAUUUAUCGUGAUUUGAAAAAGCUCGAUAAUGUGUUGAUUGAUGCAGAAGGGCACGUAAAGCUCACAGAUUACGGAAUGUGUAAGGAGAACAUUGGGCCAGGAGAUGUCACGUCUACGUUUUGCGGCACACCAAACUACAUUGCACCGGAAAUCCUUCGGGGUGAAGACUACGGUUUCAGUGUCGAUUGGUGGGCUCUUGGUGUGCUCAUGUACGAAAUGAUGGCUGGUCGUUCCCCCUUCGACAUAGUUGGUGCUGCCGGUGAUCCUGAUCAAAACACAGAGGACUAUCUUUUCCAAAUUAUUCUUGAGAAACAGAUCAGGAUACCUCGCAGUUUAUCCGUCAAAGCUGCUUCAGUGCUAAAGCAGUUCUUGAAUAAGGACCCGUCAGAACGACUGGGAUGUCGAACAGACAUUGAAGAAUCGUUGACAGAAAUGAAAGAACAUCCCUUCUUUCAAAAACACACUGGGUUUGAAAAAAAAAAAAACCCCUUUGGAAAAGGCCGGCCUCCCUAUAAUCCGUCCGUGGAGAAUGAUCGCGAUCUUCAACACUUCGACACCCAGUUCACAGAUGAGGCUCCAAAUUUGACUCCUGAUGACCCGAACGUCAUCGCCAAAAUUGACCAAAGCGAGUUCGAUGGAUUUGAAUAUGUGAAUCCAUUGCAAAUGAGCAAAGAAGACGCUGUGUAG